AUGGAGCAGCAUGAGGGUGCAGAGGACCCUGGGGAUUCUUUCGAGAUAAAAAUCAGACGAGACUCUGUUGCGUCGUCUCGUCAAUCAGUUGAUGCUGCUGCUGCUGCUGCUGCUGCAGGCGGUGGAGGCGCCGCGGCCAAAGCAGCAGCAGCAGCAGCAGCAAAGCCGUCUGUAGCGUUCGCCGCUGUGGACUCUGACGGCGAGGUCUCAUCUGCGUUACUGGCCUCCCCCAAGCACGACACCAGCAGCAACAGCAGCAAUUCCUCCUCGUCCUCCGCAGCAGCAGCAGCAGCAGCAGCAGCAGCAACUGCUUUGCCCGUACCCAAGGCCUGGGUGCGGGAGCCUUCUAGACUUCGAAACUCCGUCCGCAUUUCUCUCUUUUUGGUCGUGUGGUGCUGCUUGCUUUCCUUCACUUUGUUCGUAUUAGGGAUAGUAGCAGCAGAAGAAGCCAUUGACUUUGCUUCUGCUGCUCUCGAGAUCAUUUCGGCUGCUUGUAUAGCUUUUUUUGGAGCUUCUGCCACUCUCAAAAGGGACUGGCGCGGCGCCAGCGUGUACGCGGCGCUCGCUGUGCUGCUGGCGCUGCUGCAGCUGCUCUUGGUGGUUCUCUCUGUCUACAAUGUGAAGUCUGUUAAGAAGCGGCUUUCCAAUUUAGACCCUUUUGAAUCUGCUGCAGCACAGGAGCAGCAGCUGCGGCUGCAGCAGCAGCUUGUCAGUGCUUCUGCGCAGCUGGGGAUAUAUCUUCUUGCCUUGCUGUCUUACAUUUCUGCUGCCGUUGGUGGUUACUUCCUUAGACGCAACAUCCUCUUUUUCGGCCCAGGGUCGCCUGCUGCUGCUGCUGCUGCCAGGGGAGCUGCUGCUGCUGCUGCUGCUGAAGCAGUUGCGUCUGCUGCUGCUGAAGACGCAGCUGCGGGGCGCAGAAACAGCAGGAAAACCACCGUGCAGCAGCAGCUGCUGCAGCAGCAACUGAACCUGCUGCAUCAGGAACAGGCGGAGCAGCAGCAGCUGCUGCUGCUGCGCCAGGAAGAGCUGCUGCUGCGGAAAGCGUCUAGGGGCCGUUCUCUCUCAACAGCAGAAGUGAGGAAGUUCUUAGCAGCAGGCGAAGAUGACAAAGCAGCAGCAGCAGCAGCAGCAGCAGCAGUAGCUCGCAAGUCUCUCGCCUUCACAGAGCAUGACAGGGAGGCAGCAGUAGCAGCUGCUGCAGCAGCAACAGCAGCACGGAGGUCCCUCGUUUCAUCCUCAACAGGAAGCAAGGAUGAAGCAGCAGCAGCAGCAGCCGCUGCUGCUGCUGCCGCGCUGCGGAGCCACCGCGCUUCCCUUGCAGCUCUAGACAGCAGCAUUGCGCCCCGCCGCGCGACUGCUGCUGCUGCUGCUGCUGCACGAGAGCAGCAGCGGCUGCGGCGGAUGACAGCUGAUACAGCGUUGCGUGUUGCUGAAGCAGCAGCAGCAGCGGCAGACAAGCAGGGAGACAAAAGCAGCGAGAAGGAAAACGAAUGA
Messenger RNA from Eimeria tenella, 1494 nucleotides. RefSeq lists its product as uncharacterized. Gene Ontology annotation, biological process: regulation of transcription by RNA polymerase II. Gene Ontology annotation, molecular function: transcription cis-regulatory region binding. Gene Ontology annotation, cellular component: nucleus. The transcript has 2 exons. The record is from RefSeq and is a predicted model, not a curated record. NCBI's taxonomy places the organism in Eukaryota, Apicomplexa, Conoidasida, Eucoccidiorida, Eimeriidae. Bases 1 to 1494 code for a protein of 497 amino acids.